This is a messenger RNA of Fimicolochytrium jonesii, 2364 nucleotides long. Its product is annotated as Fungalysin metallopeptidase-domain-containing protein. Bases 67 to 2217 code for a protein of 716 amino acids. The transcript has 8 exons. Lineage: Eukaryota; Fungi; Chytridiomycota; Chytridiomycetes; Spizellomycetales; Powellomycetaceae. Gene Ontology annotation, molecular function: zinc ion binding; metalloendopeptidase activity. The record is from RefSeq and is a predicted model, not a curated record.
GUACUGAGCUGCAUCUUGUCCAAGUAUCCUCAUUGCCAUUUAUAAGUUUGCAACGCAUUCCCAUAGAUGCUUUUCUGCCAACGCUCAGUGCUCGCGUUUGCUCUGGGCUUGCUGACGUCCACCUCGACGGUGUGCGCAGUCUUGUCUUCGUCCCGCGCGGACCGCGUCGACGAAGGACUUCAUGCUCGAGGGCACUCUCACGGCAAUUCGGGUCGCACCCACGGCAAUUUCGGUCCCAGCGUCAGGCACCAGAAGUUCAAACAUGGGGUCUCCCCAGAGCAGCCUUUCGUGACGCCGCUCACCGCUACUCCUGUGGAAGGCAGCCGCCUCGAAGCCGCCGUGAAAUACGCGUCCGACGAAACAGGCGUACCGCUCGCGGAUAUCAGGAUCUCCAGCGAACAUACAAGUGACCACAACGGCGUGACACACGUAUACUUGCAGCAAUAUGCAGAUGGGCUUGAGAUCGUCAACGGCGUUGGGAAUGUCAACCUUGACAGAUCAGGACAAGUUAUCUCGUUUGGCGACUCCUUCUACAAGAACACGGUAAAGCUUUUGUCACAAGACGCGACGGGUCAGCUCUAUACGGCAGACACUUCCGGUCAAAUCGUCCUAUCGUAUAAUCCUCCAUCAGUAGCCGAACAUCUUCAGCUUGGACCUUUGGAGGCCGUACAAGCGGUCACCAAGCUUUUGAAUAUUGAGUUUGACGACGCCCUCCUCCAAGAAGCUCCCAUUGAUCAGUUCGCCCCUGGAUCUGGUCAAGUUCCGUCCUUUGUGAUUUCGGGUGCCUCAUUCGCAGAACGCGAUAUACCCGCGAGGCUUAAAUGGAUCCAAGAAAGCGACGGCCAGCACCUGAAACUGGUAUGGGAUCUCGAGAUUGAGAUGCAGGAUAACUGGUACAACGCUUUCGUCGACACCGUUCAAGGCGAAGUUGUUCAAUUGAUCGAUUGGGUGUCGGAUGCCUCAUACAACAUCUUCCCUCUCGGCACCAACGAUCCCCAUUCUGGAGACAGAGUGCUUGUCAAGGAUCCCGCCCACCCUGUGGCGUCCCCUAUGGGCUGGCACAACCAAGGAUCCGGCGGCAAACACACAGUUACCAUCGGAAACAAUGUGUACGCGCAUGAGAACUUGGCGGGAAGUUCGAGAUGGGUCGACAACCACCGUCCGGACGGCACAUCAUCCUUGACGUUUGACUUCCCUAUCAACUUCGAGAAAUCUCCUUCAACCUAUGUCGAUGCUGCCAUCACCAACCUAUUCUACUGGAACAACGCCAUCCACGACCUGCUUUAUAUGUACGGGUUCGACGAAAAGGCAGGCAAUUUCCAGCACGACAAUGUCGAGCGUGGAGGGAAAGGCAAUGAUGCUGUGAUUGCCAAUGCUCAAGAUGGCUCGGGUUACAACAAUGCAAACUUCGCAACCCCCCGUGAUGGCCAGCAGCCUCGCAUGCGCAUGUAUGUGUGGGACGUGACAGACCCUUUCCGCGAUGGAGAUCUCGAGGGUGGCAUUGUGAUGCACGAAUACUGCCACGGGCUCUCUACGAGGCUGACCGGUGGACCCGAGAACGUUGGCUGUCUUGGUUGGGGCGAGAGUGGCGGUAUGGGUGAGGGAUGGGGCGACUUCUUCGCCACGGUCACUCGCACGACGUCCACCUCGACGCGUCAGGAUGACUUCGGCAUGGGAGAGUACGCCAACGGCGGCCACGGAAUCCGUAGAUACCUGUACUCCACGAACAUGACUACGAACCCAUCCACUUACGCCUAUAUCGACAAGCCUGGAUACUGGGGCGUGCACGCAAAAGGAGAAGUCUGGGCUGAGAUCCUCUACGAGGUGUAUUGGAACCUCGUCGACGAGCACGGUUUUGACCCUGACUGGUUCAACACUGGCCUGAAGGUUAAAGACGCUGCCAUCCCUUCUCAAUACAGGGACUUCAAGACCGGUCAAAUGUUGCCGCGCCCUCGCACCAGUAGUGCCAACAAAACGCCCAAAAAGGCCGGCAACAUCAUCGCCCUUCAGCUGGUCGUCGAUGGCAUGAAGUUGCAGCCUUGCAACCCUACUUUCGUCGACGCUCGCGACGCCAUCCUCCAGGCCGACGAGGUUAACAACAAGGGUGAGAACCUCUGCGCGAUCUGGAAAGGCUUCGCUAAACGAGGUCUCGGAGUCGCUGCGGUUUCAGGCGGACGGGAAGACUUCGGAGUUCCGAAAGGAUGUGAUUCUAAGUAGGCUUGCGGGUUGGUUUAUGGGAAGGACAGUCGGGACGACGCGUGUUCGGUGAUACUCUCUGCACUUUUCUCUUCUUCUCCAAGUUAGACUAGUAGUAUGGCGUCCCCUUUGUGUAAUCUUUUUCCUUUACUCUGUGCUUCAAGUACG